UAGCAAGAAUGAUCAUUCGGUUAGACGCCACCUCCAAGACACACGCUACCGGAGCACUCAAGAGACAGCAGAAUGAUUGCGACUGUGUGUUUUGGUCUAAUUUGAGCAAAUGUAAGGAUCCCAUACCCACUGAAGAAAUACAUCUGUACAGUGUGUUUAAGAGUUAAAUGCGAGAACAAUUUCCACCAUGAACAUCGGUUUAGCCUUAUUUCUGCUCGGGUUUCUACAAACGUCAUGUUUCAACGCUGACGUUCAAGUAGCUGAGCUGAAAAAGCCAAAGUUGACCCUCCACACCCUCAACACCCAGUACAUCCUGAGCUGGGAGCAUGAGACAGCUGGCCAGCACGCCGUCAACUUCACCACACAGUACCUGUCGAAGUACAAGCUGAGAUUCAAGAGGAAGGUGGUGUGGCAGACAGUGUGUGUGGGCCCAGAGCACAGCUGUGACCUCACCAGCGUCAAGCUGCACUACCAUGCCAUGUACCUGCUCCGCGUCCAAGCCAGCGCUGACCCACUGCACUCCGACUGGGCCCAGAAAGACUUCUGCCCUGACAUAGACGCUGAUCUUGGCCCACCAUCCAAGGUGGAGCUAUCUCCUGUCAGCAACCUCUUGGGUGUGGCCAUCUCCCCCCCCCUGACCAGUGAGGGGGAAUCUAUGAAGCGGAAUGUUCCUCAGAUGUACUAUCGUAUUCACUAUUGGAGUCGCUUGGCAGGCCCUCAGGGUGAAAGUCUUGCAGUGGUGAACUCUGGGGCUGAGCACGUGACUCUGCCUGGGCUGCAGAGCUGGACCUGGUACUGUGUGAAGGUGCAGUCGCGCUUCGACUACUACAACAAGACCAGCAGCUUCUCCUCCACUCAGUGCAUGCAGACCGAAGGUGAGAUCCCGUACUGGCAUAUCUUCCUGUACUUCCUGGCCUCUCUGGUGGCAGCUUUCCUGUUUGUGCUGGGGUCCUCCUACGUCACAUACAAGGGCUACAGGGUCCUAAAGACCACCCUCUUCCCUUCCAUCCAGCUUCCUCAUCACAUCCAGGAGUACCUCUCUGACUCCCCCUACUCAGACUUGCCACGCCUCCUCAGCCUCGAGGCGGAGGUAGAGCUCAUCUGCGAUAAGAUCAGCGUGUGUCCGGAGAAGGACCUGCUGGAGGUCCACAGCCCUCCUCCCCUGGAUCCAGGCCUGGCAGCGCCCCCCUUAGGCCUGGAGGACGACUGCGGCAGGCACAGCCGGCAGGACAGCGGAGACUCCGGGGUCUACUCCACAGAAGGCGGGUCCGCCCAGAAACGUGGCGGCCACAGCCAGCCAAUAGUUGCCAGGCUGGAUUCCUGGGACGUGCCCCUUUUGGAGCAUGUGAAGAUGGAGGAGAUGGGUGGAGAGCUGCUGAAUGGAGGGGUGGCGGACGAAGGAGUCCUGGACAUGGGCGUCUGAGAGAGGAUCUCAGAGGUCUCUUCAUCUUCAUGGGCCAACGCGAAGGAGGUGUGGUGAAACACAACGUGACAAACUUUAAUGCCAAAAUCAUCCUCGAGCUCGCUGUUAAGCUCAAAGAGCCCUUAGCUUGUCGCUGGCCCUCGCUGGAGUGGUCUAGCUGUGCUUCAUUCUCCCAGAGGGUUUUACUGGAAAAUGUGACGAAACAAACUAUCAGUGUGUGAUAUAUGGAUCAGGGUUUCCCACAGCACUUUGAAGUUUAGGCGGGCGCCUGAGCAACACACGUCUGCCGCCUUAACUAUAUUGUCAAAAAAUAUAUAUAUAUAUCCGCCGUGUUACUGUCCUGUUUUCUCCCUUUCAUUCCAAACUGCCCCCCCCCAGUCUGCCGGCAAACCCCACCCUACCACCUUAACUAACCAAUUUUCUGUGGGAAUCCCUGUGGAUGUAUAUAGUUUCAAAUCACUGACUUACAGGGAUUUGAAGACUUUCUGUCAGAGUUGUAGUCAUGUCUCUUGAAGGGUCGUUUUAUUCUGUAAACUGGCCAUGACCCCCUCGGAUUGACCCAAUCUUGGUUUUAGUUGAACACGUGUAGCUAUUUACACCAUACAUUUGUGAGAAACAUAAGCUAAUUAUACAUCAAUAGAAUUCAUGAUGUGUAAUAGAAUCAAAAUAAUGAAGUUUAAUCCUAUGAGACAAUGACUGGAUUCCUUAUGACCGAAACAAUGGGGCAGACCCCAUCCAAAAGCCUCGCUAAUCACGCAUUUAAAGCUUGAAAUGUAGAGGACUUGAAAUGUAUUUAUGAUCUAAUAGAUCAUUGUUAACCAGACCCUCGGACCCCCAUCCCAGGCCGUUUGUUUGUCCCAACAGAUUCAGUAUCAGUGUUUUAAACAUCUGAAUUGUAGUUUUAACAUUUUAACUGAAAUGCCCUGCCCAAGCUUGGGUUGAUGUCUAAGUUAUGGGAAUAUGAGGGGUAUGGCACUUUUGCAAGAUUGUUUUUACCUGUAGAUUAUGUAUGUGUGAGUGUGUGAGAGAGAGGAUGUGUGUGUGAGGGAGUAUGUGUGGUUUAAUAGCUAUAACCUUCAAAGAAUGAUGCCUUUAAAAAAAAAUUGUGGAGUCGAUAAACUGCAAACCCAGGGUCUUUAAAAUCUUUAAACGUCCAUUUUUGUGCUUCAUGAUGUGUUAUGAUUUUGAGGGGAUUUUUGUUAAAACAUUUAAGUGUAUGAUUCUUGUAGAAUCGUGAAACAUUAUUCUAGUAGUUUUAUUUCAUCGUUGUUUUUGUGUGACAGUCUCAUUUUCGUUGUUUUGGUUCAGUUUUAGCUGGUUUGUCACCUUAAAAUGAAUGGAAUCUCGUUGUUCUUCAGAAUGCUUGAAGCUCUAUCAGUGUAUCAAUGGCCUUUGUUUGUUGACUUUUAAACUUGCAUUGAAUUAAUCAAACUAAACAAAAUAAAUCCAUAAAGCACUUAAGUAGAUAGACAUGUCAAACUAUUUAACAUUCACGCACUUUUCUUGUAUAGUCCAUAAAAAUGCACCAUUACUACACAAGUCUUUUGUUGAGGGAGCACUUGUAUGUACAUGAGUACCUGUAUGUACUUGUAUGUACAUGUAUGUACAUGUACAAGUACUGUGAGGAAGUCUUGCGCACCCAAGAUGUCUUGCAUGAAUAUUGUUUUGUGUAAAUAAUGUCAUCUUUAUUUGUGCAGCACCAUAAAAGUGCAAUUUUG
Molecule: messenger RNA, 3141 nt
Organism: Hypomesus transpacificus
Lineage: Eukaryota; Metazoa; Chordata; Actinopteri; Osmeriformes; Osmeridae
Gene: il10rb
Product: interleukin 10 receptor, beta
Exons: 7
Coding region: 188-1423 (411 amino acids)
Molecular function (GO): interferon receptor activity; protein binding
Source: RefSeq, a predicted model, not a curated record